AUGUUAGCUUUUAAAAAUUUAAGAAAAAAGCAAUAUAUUCAUUUGCAUAUUUAAUAUUAUAAAACAAAUAUCAAGCCUCUUGAAGAAAUUCCUAAUUUUGUUAAAAAAGAAGAAGAAAUUCUAGAAUAUUGGCAAUAAAUAGAUGCUUUUGGACAAUAACUAAAAAAAACAAAGCAUUAUCCGCCUUUUACAUUUUAUGAUGGUCCUCCUUUUGCAACCGGUCUACCUCAUUACGGGAAUUUAUUAGCAGGAACAAUAAAAGAUACAAUAUGUAGAUAUGCAUCAUAAAAUGGAAGAUAUGUAGAAAGAAGAUUUGGAUGGGAUUGUCAUGGUUUACCGAUUGAAUAUGAAAUAGACAAAAAAUUAAAUAUAAAAACGCGAAAAGAAGUUUUAGAUAUGGGUAUAGAAAAAUAUAAUUAAGAAUGUCGAAAUAUAGUAAUGAGAUAUAGUAAAGAAUGGAGGCAUAUAGUAAAUAGGUUUGGUAGAUGGGUAGAUUUCGAUAAUGAUUACAAAACAUUAGAUAUAAAAUAUAUGGAAUCAUGUUGGUAUGUAUUUAAAUAAUUAUUUUAGAAAGGUUUAGUAUAUCGCGGUUGUAGAAUAAUGCCAUAUUCAAAUGGAUGUGCUACUGUUUUGUCCAAUUUCGAAACUCAGUAAAAUUAUAAAGAGGUUUUAGAUCCUUCUUUGUAUAUUUGCUUUAGUUUAAAAAACGAGCCGGAUACUAAAUUAGUUGCUUGGACUACUACUCCUUGGACUUUGACUAGUAAUUUAAUGCUGGGUGUAAAUUCAAAGAUUAAAUAUGCCAAAGUUGAAGAUUUAAAAAGUGGGAAGAAAUAUAUUUUGGCUUAGUCGAGGCUUUUGGAGAGUAUUUAUAAGAAAAGUGAUGAGUUUGUAGUUUUGGAAGUUUUGGAAGGAAAAUAAUUGGAAAAUUUAGAAUAUGAACCUUUGUUUGAUUAUUUUAUUGACAGAAAAAUAAAUGGAUGUUUUAAAGUACUUUUGGCUGAUUUUGUUUAGGAAAAUACAGGAACUGGAAUCGUACAUUUAGCACCAGGUUUCGGAGAGGAUGACUACAAGGCUUGUUUAUAAAAAGGAGUUAUAAAGUCAGACAAUCCACCUGUUCCAGUUGAUGAGAAUGGUUUUUUUACAAAAGAAAUUAGAGAUUUCUAAGGAUAAAGUGUAAAAGAGAGUGAAAAAAACAUAAGAAGAUAUUUAAAAGAAAAGGGAGUUUUAAUAAAGGAUGAGUAAAUAAAACAUAGCUAUCCUUUCUGUUGGAGAAGUGACACUCCUUUAAUUUACAAAGCUGUUUAAUGCUGGUUUAUUAAAGUUACAGAAAUAAAAUAAUAACUAAUAUAGAAUAAUAAAAAAGCCUAUUGGGUACCUAAAUUUGCAUAAGAAGGAAGAUUUAAUUCAUGGCUAGAAAAUGCCUAAGAUUGGUGCUUUUCGAGAAGUAGAUUUUGGGGUAAUCCGAUUCCAUUAUGGGUUUCGGAAGAUGGAGAGGAAAUCGUGUGUGUAGGAAGUAUAUAGGAAUUAAAAGAAUUAACUGGUAAAGAUAAUAUAUAAGAUCUACAUAGAGAUUUUGUAGACAAAUUAGUUAUUUAAAGUAAAUUAGGGAAAGGGACUUUGAGGAGAAUUGAUGAAGUUUUUGAUUGUUGGUUUGAAUCUGGAUGUAUGCCUUUUGCCUAGAUUCAUUAUCCGUUUUCGGUUAAUGAAAAUAAAUUUUAGGAAGUUUUUCCAGCUGAUUUUAUUGCAGAGGGGAUUGACUAGACGAGGGGAUGGUUUUAUACUUUAAAUGUAAUAUCUACAGCAUUUAAAAAUUCACAUCCUUAUAAAAAUUUAAUAGUUAAUGGAAUUGUUUUGGCUGCUGAUGGCAAAAAAAUGUCAAAAUCUAAAAAAAAUUACCCAGAUCCUUUAGAAGUUGCAAAUAGACAUUCAGCAGAUGCUAUUAGAUUAUAUAUGAUAAAUUCACCUUUAGUAAGAGCUGAAGAACUCUGUUUUAAAGAAGAAGGUGUUUUUGGUGUUAGAAAAGAUGUUUUUUUACCUUGGUAUAAUGCUUUAAAAUUUUUAAUAUAGAAUAUAUAAAGAUAUGAAAAUUUAAAUAAUGAAAACUUCAUUUUCGAUGAAAUAAUAAUAGAAGAAAAAAAUAUAACAAAUCCGAUGGAUAAAUGGAUAAUAAUAUCAUGUUAAAAUUUAAUAAUUUUCGUAUAAUAAGAAAUGUAAAAAUAUCAUUUAUACACUGUAGUUCCUAAAUUAGUACUUUUUUUGGAAAAUUUAACUAAUUGGUAUAUUCGUUUGAAUCGAAAUAGACUAAAAAAUGAAACUUUAGAAUAAAAAAUGGCCUUAAAUGUUCUUUUUUCUGUUAUUUUGAAUUCUAUUAUUUUAAUGGCUCCAUUUGUUCCCUUAAUUACUGAAAGCUUUUAUUAGAAUUUAAAGGUUUUUUUAUCUCCUAUUUCAGUUUAUAAUUAAAAUUCUCUACAUUUUUUACAAAUGCCCUAACCUAAAAAUAAUGUUUUGGAUCUUUAAAUUGAAGAGAGUUUUCUUAGAAUGCAAAAAAUUAUAAAUUUGGGAAGGUUUUUGAGAGAAAGCAAGAAGAUUUCUUUAAAAUAAACUGUUUCUUAAUUAAAAAUAGUGUCGAAAAAUCCUUAAUUCAACUCUUCUAUUAAUAACUAUUUACAAUAUAUAAAAGAAGAAGUAAAUGUAGAAGAAAUAAUAAUAUAAAAUGACGAAAGUGCAUACAUAGAUACAAAAGUUGUACCAAAACAUCGAAAUUUGGGACAAAAAUUGUAAUAAAAAUACACCAAAGAGUUAAAAGAAGCUCUUUAAAAUCUCUCAAAUAAACAAAUAAAAGAAUUAUAAGAAAAAGGGAAAAUUAAUAUAUUAUAAAAUGAGUUAUUAUUUGAAGAUUUUAAUGUAUAAAAAGAAAUAAAGAAGGAAUUUUUAAAGGAAAGAAAUAUUGAAGUUGAUGAUGAUUUUGUAAUUGUGAUUGAUUUUAGUCAAAAUUAAGAGAUGAAAAGUAAAGGAAUUAUAAGAGAAUUCUGUAGCAAAAUACAGAAAGUAAAAAAAUAAAGUAAAAUUUAGUCUAAUAUGGAGAUUUUGGUUAGUGUGGAUUUUGGUAAAAAUUAAAAUGUAAAAAAUGAAAUUAUGAAAAAUAUUUAAAUUGUAUAAAAAAACAUUAAUUGUAAUGUUAUUUUGGUAGAUGAAUAAAAAUAAGAAAAUUUAAAUUAUAAAAAUGCUAUUGGAUCUUAAUAAAAGUUUUAAAUUGAUUAAGAAGAAGUUAUUAUUUAAUUUUUUUAUGUUUGA
Ichthyophthirius multifiliis is the source of this 3294-nucleotide messenger RNA. RefSeq names its product isoleucyl-tRNA synthetase, putative. The record is from RefSeq and is a predicted model, not a curated record. Gene Ontology annotation, molecular function: aminoacyl-tRNA deacylase activity; isoleucine-tRNA ligase activity; ATP binding. Lineage: Eukaryota; Ciliophora; Oligohymenophorea; Hymenostomatida. The transcript is spliced from 7 exons. Gene Ontology annotation, biological process: isoleucyl-tRNA aminoacylation.